AUGAACGCAAUCGCUAUCGAUCACUUGUAGUAGCCGCUAACAGAAAUGAAAAAUCUCUCCUCUGCAGAUUUCAGUAAAGAAAAUGGUGUUUCCCAUAGCCUGAGAAGCUGUUGAUCUUUGUAGUUUUUACAAUGAGAGAUGAGAGCAUGAAACCAGAUUCCCAGAAGAGGAAAACCUAUGAGAAGAAGAAGAUUAGAAGCCCAUUUUUGGAUUUAGGAAAUGUUCAGCAGAAAAGACCCAAACUGUCUUCUCCUGCGAGCAGUGGGAAACAGCGAUGGAAAUCCACCAAAGAGAACAUUUUGGCCGUACCCAUUUCACUGAAACCCCAGAAGAACGCAUCUCGCCUGCACAAAUGCCAGACUGGGGAAAAGCCCAUUCAGGUAUUAGAUUUGGAUGGCAAUGAUAGUAAUUUAGAGAACUUUACACCUGUUGGGAAAAGGAAAACUGCAGAUUCUGCUAAUUUUGAGGGUAACAACAAUGUUGGAGAGGAUUCAACUGUAAAAACUAGUACUAAUGUUGUCAAGACUCCUCCUAUUAAGUCCUCAGUAUCUCCUGAGAUUCAAUGUAAUGUGUUAUCUGCAACCUCUGCUUCUGCUGCUGUCACACCUUGUUAUAGUGCCGGCCAUGUUCUAUCAGGAAUCAGUGACAAACGAAAAUGCAGGCCUAUAGGGAUCCUCACUGUGCCUUUGGACUGUGAGAAAUCUAGCAAGAAAGGCUGCAUUAUUGGGAUGAUUGAUGAUGAGAAAGCAGAUUCUUUAGUGCCACUGCCUGCUGAGGCCUCAAUGCACUGGCUUUCAUCUUCGUGUGGCGAAGAAAACCAAAUUAGGGGGCCUGAGUUGCCUUAUUCUCCUUCAUUUUGCUGUAAAGUUGAUUGUGAUGUGUUGCCUUGUCAAAGAAUGCCUUGUUGUAAGGCUACUGAACUUCAUGAAGAAAGAAAUAUCAUCAAGUCUCCACUUUCUGGGAGCUCUGUGAGCAGUGAUAAUGUGAUCCAGACACCCAGCUCGGAUUCCGCCUCAGAUAGGCACACCACUUUUUCUUGCUUAAAUGUUGAUGAUAAGCAUGAAUUUGAAUCUGAACUUGAUAAUGGAUUGGCAGAAGUUGUUAAUGGAGCAAAGUUACCUCUUCAGAAUUCUUAAUCAGGCAAAAUAUCAAGGGUUUCGUGGCGGGGUGGAGUAAUAAUCAAUCAGAUUUCUUAGACAGAUGAAGAAAAUGAAGCAAUGGGAUACAGUUACAAUGAUCGAAUGUUAGAUCCCGAAUUCAAAAGCAAUGAUGUCUUGAUCAAGAACCUUGCUUUUCUAGGAAUAGGAAGGGAAAAUUCUCACCACGAAUGUGUAGUUCUUCAGAGGAUUCAACUUGGACUAUGCUGCAAAAAUAAAUUGUUUCUAUUGAUGAAUGUUUUGCAUUUCUGUGUGUAGCUUCUUGUAGUAAAAGUUUUGUUCUUCAGCCCAGAACCUCUUUUUAACUUCUUGGGGGGUCUGAUUCUUGCAGAAACAAUUGUCAUUCAAUGUUACUGAGAACCAACCACAGUCUCAUUUUAUAACACUAUGUUUUCUGCAGAACAUAGGAUUAUGUAACCUCUGUUGCAAUGCUGUUGUGGAAGAAAAGAUGAAAUACUUCAAGCUUA
This is a messenger RNA of Ipomoea triloba (trilobed morning glory), 1624 nucleotides long. RefSeq lists its product as uncharacterized. The record is from RefSeq and is a predicted model, not a curated record. The transcript has 2 exons. NCBI's taxonomy places the organism in Eukaryota, Viridiplantae, Streptophyta, Magnoliopsida, Solanales, Convolvulaceae. Bases 132 to 1136 code for a protein of 334 amino acids.